Molecule: messenger RNA, 2109 nt
Organism: Zygosaccharomyces rouxii
Lineage: Eukaryota; Fungi; Ascomycota; Saccharomycetes; Saccharomycetales; Saccharomycetaceae
Gene: EPS1
Product: protein disulfide isomerase EPS1
Exons: 1
Coding region: 1-2109 (702 amino acids)
Biological process (GO): protein folding
Cellular component (GO): endoplasmic reticulum
Molecular function (GO): protein disulfide isomerase activity
Source: RefSeq, a predicted model, not a curated record
AUGAGAUUGCUGAAAUUGUUAAGUGCAUUGUACUUGAUAAUAGGUAUUGCAAGAUCUAGUAGUGUUAGUAGUGAUUAUGAUGGUGAAUUUGAACCGAGGGCACCCUUGGGAGAAAAAGAGUUCAGACAAGAGUUAAAGAGUGGAUUACAUCUGGUAGAAUUCUAUAGUCCAUACUGUCCUCACUGUCGUGACUUUGCACCAACUUGGCAUGAAACGUGGAGGAAAUUUCGUAAAGAAGGGGAGAGGUUAAACAUUUCAUUCGUUCAAGUUAACUGCGUUAAAGACGGUGAUCUAUGUUAUGAUGAAGCUAUAACGGAAUAUCCUGCCAUUAAAUUAUAUGGUCCAGAAGGGUUUAUUAAGAAUUAUCCAAAUGAGUAUGAAAGGACAGAGGGAGAUCUGAUUAACUUUGCUCGUCAAGAGGCCUUAGAUCCAAUAAAUAUGGAGGCAACAGAUUUAGAAAUCUCGAGUAAAUUUUUAAAUGCACAGGAUUUUAACGAAUUAUUAGCUGGUAAAGGGAAGCAACCUUAUUUAGUAUCGUUCUGGCCAAGUGAUGAUCAUGAAGAUCCAUUAGCUGGAAGUAAGAGUUACGAUUUUUGUCCAGAAUGCCAAACUUUCCAAAAACUUUGGCCUCAGAUUACCAAAAAAUUGUUGCUUCAAGGUGUUGCAACCGGUCAUAUCAAUUGUGAAACUUUACCCAAUUUAUGUCAUGAAAUGGAGUUCCACAAAUUGGUUAAUGGUGCACAAGCAGUGGAUAAUUACCCACGAGUUGCCCUAGUACUCCCAGGUAAGGGUGUAAACAAUCUUUUUAUCUAUGAAAACGGAUUUUCUAGUUCUGUCUGGUCCUAUGAAGAUUUUGCAGUUAGAGCCAUUUCUAACUCUGAAGCACCAGAAAUCACACUUGAACAAAUUGUGGAAUUAGUCCGUCAAGAUUUCCAAUUUCCUGAAAGCAAGAAUCUUCCCGUUCCAUCUCAGGCUCUCCACGUUGUUUUCGCUUACAGUCCUGAAAAUGUAGUAACUGAGGAUUUCCACGUUCUUGAACACUUGGUUAAGCAUUUGGCUAAAGUUCCUAAUGCGUAUUUACACAAAUCGAAGGAUGAUGUUUCCACGGCGGCAAAGGUUAGUUUGGACUACAUGUAUGAAAAAAUAAAUUAUAACAGAAGUGAGCCUGUAAAGUUACCAAAGACUGAUUAUUUGGAAUUGAAUUUAGUUCCUCAGAGUCCUACUUUUUACAUCUUCAAAGAAGGUGAUUGGGUACCUCAUUUAUAUGUUGGAGAUUCUACAACAGAGACAAGAAACGUUGAAGCUUUGGCUAAAUGGUUUAAUGAAUCUGCAUUACCUGUAAUCAGUGAAGUGACACCUUAUAAUUUCGGUCAAUUGUUGAGUUUCCAACCUUCUGAUUAUGAUGCGGUGGCAAUCCAGCUGGUCGACCUGACUGAUGCUGAAAGUAUUAAAACAAGCAACGAACAGUUGAAAAAUUUCAUUAAGGCGGCUUAUGACUACGAAGAUGUUAGAAUGCAAAAUGUGGUCAACGUACGUGCUGAGAAAAGAGCUAAUAAGAAUAAAAGAAUCAAAGAAUUGAAAGCUGCUAAAGCAUCUUCUGAUAAAAUUGGCAAAGUUUACCAUGAGGAAAUUAAAUUUGAAGAUAAAAACAAAGUAAUUCUGGGUUAUGUGGAUAUUUCUAAAGGACCGCAUGUUCUAGAAGAUCUCGGAUUCCAUAGGGGUAGAGAUGACUAUAAGAGUGGUGACGUUCUUGUGGUUGAUAGUUACUCUAGCGCCUUUACGGAGAAGGAUGUUUUUGGUAAUAGAUUAACAACAGAUUCAAUGUAUGCAUUAAGGGAGACUUUAGUCAAGCUAAUUUUACCAGAACUAUCACAUUUCCAUGAACGUUUAGAAUCUCAAGAAUUAUCCUUCAACUAUAGCAGAGGGUUGGAUAUCUUUGAACCCAUGAGAAAGCAUAAAGUAUGGCGCUAUUUCUUCAUCGUUGGUGCUCUUGUUCUAAUCGUCAAGGCACCAUCAUUUUACAAGAAAUUCAAGUCUAAUAAGAAGUAUAAGGCCAAAAGAAGUACUGUUGGAAUAUUAGGGCAACCUAGCAAAAGAUCAAAGGACUAA